UACAGGUAACCCUGCGUGAAGACUCUUAGUGGAAACCUAGCAACCUCAGUGCCUCCCUCCCAGCCUGGCAACUACCACACACACCCAGAGCUGGCGCCAGCACUUCAGUCCAGGGGGGAAUGUGUUGUUCUCCUGCUUGGCCUUCUCACUCCUGAGUCCAGUCUCCAAACCCACAUCAGGAGAUGCCAGCCAUGGCACUGGGGUGACUGCUGCAGAUAACUGAGGACCAGGGCCCAGAGCAGUCCUGGGCCCCCUCCCAUUCUGCUGUCAUCGCACAUAGUUUCCAGGAUGCUGGACUCCUCAGUGACAGACCCGAUGACCCGACUGACACUAAGGCUUCUAGAGCAGAAGCUGGAGCAAGAACGAGAGAACAUGGAAGGGAGUUCUGAAGGUGCCCACUUUGUGUCAGGACAACACAGGCCUGAUGCAGCCCUGCAGAGCGCUCUGAGAAGAAGGAAGGACCUUAUGCAGAAACUGUGGGAGCAGCAGCUGCUGGAUGAGCAUGCUGGGAACCUCUCCUGGAAGGGGGCACACAGAGGAGCCCCCACAUCAGCCCUGUGCAGGGAGGCACCUCCUGUGGGUGUGCACCCUACCACCACCCCAGAGCCAGUGAGGAUCAUCCAGCACCCGGUAACCCAGCCUCCUGCCACCAUCAUUCAGCAGCUGCCUCAGCAACCAGUCAUUGCACAGAUUCCUCCUCCUCAGGUCUUUCCCACUCAGAGGCCAGGAAAUAUUAAGGAAGACAUGGUGGAGAUGAUGCUGAUGCAGAACGCGCAAAUGCACCAGAUCGUCAUGCAGAACCUAAUGCUCAAAGCGCUGCCCCCGAGGUCCAAACCCACUUUGUGCUCCGGCCAGGAUCCGCGGUGGGCGUGCCCGGCGGUUCCCCGGGCUGAGAGGCCGCCGGCUCCGGUGCACCACCACCACCACUACGCGCCCGCCGUCCCGCCGCGGAACCUCGCCGGGUACCCCACGUGGGCCCCCGCACUCCCGGCCGCCGCCACAUUCCUGCCCGCCGUGGACCACGUGGCCAGCCUGGGCGCGGGGCCGGUCUUCCGCGAACCAAACUUUGGGGAAGCCGACUGUGGCGCGGGGCUGCCGUCCCACCUAGCUGCACUGGGGGUGCGCCCCUCCCGAAGAAUCCUUCACUGUGAGCCGGGCAAGGGCUGUGUGGAUAUGUAG
Molecule: messenger RNA, 1179 nt
Organism: Perognathus longimembris pacificus (Pacific pocket mouse)
Lineage: Eukaryota; Metazoa; Chordata; Mammalia; Rodentia; Heteromyidae
Gene: C5H21orf58
Product: chromosome 5 C21orf58 homolog
Exons: 8
Coding region: 289-1179 (296 amino acids)
Source: RefSeq, a predicted model, not a curated record